This is a messenger RNA of Manihot esculenta (cassava), 592 nucleotides long. Its product is annotated as anthocyanidin reductase-like. The record is from RefSeq and is a predicted model, not a curated record. Lineage: Eukaryota; Viridiplantae; Streptophyta; Magnoliopsida; Malpighiales; Euphorbiaceae. Gene Ontology annotation, molecular function: oxidoreductase activity, acting on the CH-OH group of donors, NAD or NADP as acceptor.
UUAAAAUAAUUAUAUUUAUUUACGUGUUAAUGUUUUUAGUGGUUUGCCAUAUUUAUAAUAUAGUCACCUCUGAAAAUUUGACGAUAUAGUGAUUUGCCACAAUACUUAUAAUGAGAGCCACACAUGCUCAAUUUUCGUGUUUGACCAAAAUUGCCCUUGGAGCAAUGGUACCCCUUGGAGCAGAAGCCAACCUCAUUCUAUUUCAAGCUGAUAUAUACAAUGACAACGAGUUUGAACCUGCAAUUGAUGGCUGUGAAUCUGUUUUUCACGUCGCUACUCCUAUCCACCAUGGCCUCGAAAGCUCUCAGUACAAAGACAGAGCUGAAGCAAGUGCCGGAGCGAAAAGCAUUGUUGAUACUCGCAUCAGAUGGAAAACUGUUAAGCGUCUCAUCUACACAGCAACAGUUUUGGCAGCUUCUCCAUUGAAUGAAGCUGGGAAUGGCUUCAAUACUUGCAUGGAUGAAUGCUGCUGGACAGCUUUGCAUCUCUUUUUUUCUCAUGGCAACGACUACGUAAUGGUAUUUUUUUUUUCUUCUCUUCUAGUUCUUACUUCUCAGUCUUCGUGGCUUCUUUUUGCUUAAAUCCAACUACU